AUCCAGGCGGCUGGAAUGUCUAUUUAUAGUGUAACUGGAAUAGAAGUCGCAACUCUUAGAACAGAGCAAGACAUGAUCUGGGAAUGGACAUGGUAGACCGUUCACUGUCUCUCAGUGUGAAGAACAGGACAGUAAAACACAUUUAAGGCUAGAAGGACAGUGGAAAAUCAAGAUGCCUGUAAACCAGACUCGAUCCAGGGCGAGGGAGCGAAACAAUGUGCUGAACAGACCCGAGUUUAUGUCUCUAAAUCAGCCUUUAAAGAGCGCUGGCGCGGAAGCUCGCGGCACUGCGCGGAGGCCGUCGCAGAGACAACAGCAAAAUCAACACCAGCCAGGCGAAAAUGCGCAGAACGAGUCUCCCGAGAACAAUAAAGACAAGAAGGAAUUACCAGAAGAAGACUGCAUGCAGCUUAACCCCUCAUUCAAAGGCAUCGCUAUGAACUCUCUUCUGGCCAUUGAUAUUUGUAUGUCUAAGCGGCUCGGCGUGUGCGCGCACCCCACAUCGUCGUGGGGAAGCGUGCGCUCUAUGGUCAAGCUGCUCGCGCUCACUGGCCAUGGCAUCCCGUGGAUCUUCGGUACAAUAUUGUGUCUUACAAGAAGCAACACGUUGGCAGGUCAAGAGGUAUUGGUCAAUUUGCUGCUAGCUCUCUUUCUGGAUGUGAUGACUGUAGCAGGCAUGCAGAAGUUGGUGAAGCGUAAAGGGCCUUGGGAAAUGGCACCCAGUUUCCUCGACUACCUGGCCAUGGAUAUUUAUUCUUUCCCAGCAGCACAUGCAAGCCGAGCAGCCAUGGUAUCUAAAUUCCUGUUAGCACACUUGGUGCUUGCAGUUCCUCUGCGUAUUUUGCUUGUGUUAUGGGCCUUCCUAGCUGGCACAUCCCGUGUGUUUCUGGGUCGCCACCAUCUGACAGAUGUCGGAUGUGGCUUUGCCUUGGGAUUCCUUCAUUACAGUUUAGUGGAGAUGGUGUGGCUGUCUUCCAACACGUGCCAGACUCUAAUAUCCAUAGGAACAUUCAACUGGAGCCCCCUCUACUGAUCAUUGCGGGAUUUCAAAAGCCGCUGCAUGUUUUUUUGUUUUGUUUUUUUCAGAUUAAGUGACUUCCGCCUAUACUGAAAAGUGCAUGACUGAAACAUGUACUAAAAAAAACUUUCCCUAAGCAGCACACAUCUAUUAGCUUGAUUUGACCAUUUCUUGUACCAUUUCUGCCAAAGCAAUAUAAAGUUUGGAGAAACGCAUCAGGUGCACAGUUCCCUUUCACUUUAAGAGAAAGGAUGUUGAUGCAAGUCUUUUUUUUUUACUGUCAACAUUGAUUAAAGGCCAAAUCACUAUGUGUGAUUUAAUAUCAAUUGGCUAAUGGAUUUUAUUGAUCACAGUAAGAGAGCGAAACAUUUGCUCAGGGACUUUAUCAAGCAGCAUAAUAAGUCAUUUCAGAUUUCUAUUUUCUUGGAAUUGUAUGUGAUUUUCUGAAUAUUUACAAUGUAUUUAAAAUGUUGUAAAUGAAACCACCAUGGACUGUUUGACAUGAUAUCAUGGAUAAUUUGAGACUUUCUGGAC
Rhinichthys klamathensis goyatoka is the source of this 1552-nucleotide messenger RNA. RefSeq names its product phospholipid phosphatase 7a (inactive) (gene plpp7a). The record is from RefSeq and is a predicted model, not a curated record. Gene Ontology annotation, molecular function: sphingosine-1-phosphate phosphatase activity. Bases 173 to 1033 code for a protein of 286 amino acids. NCBI's taxonomy places the organism in Eukaryota, Metazoa, Chordata, Actinopteri, Cypriniformes, Leuciscidae. Gene Ontology annotation, cellular component: nuclear envelope. The transcript has 2 exons.